Aplysia californica (California sea hare) is the source of this 1225-nucleotide messenger RNA. RefSeq names its product probable G-protein coupled receptor frpr-1. The transcript is spliced from 5 exons. Lineage: Eukaryota; Metazoa; Mollusca; Gastropoda; Aplysiida; Aplysiidae. The record is from RefSeq and is a predicted model, not a curated record. Bases 1 to 783 code for a protein of 260 amino acids.
AUGGAGACGAUGGAGAUAUUAGGGAUAUGCUUUGAGGAUGCCAGAUACAAAGUUGCCUUAUCAGACAUGAUCGUGACUGUUUGCAUAUUCUUCUGGAGUGUUCUCUACAACAUUCCAAGAUGCAUCAUGUUGGAACCUACGAUGUACUGGGAGAGGAGCAUCAAUCACAGCUGGAUUCGACUCGAACCGACAAAACCUUCUAUGAACAUUGACUUCCUCGUCAUCUACUUUGGUUAUUUUGCUACAAUUUUCAAAGUGGUCAUUCCUAUCGUGAUUGUGAGCGUGGCUAACGCCAUCCUCCUGUGCUGUCUGCGCAGGCGCAACUCCGCCUUCGUGGAGCAUGUACAGAUCUCCAAUGACGCCGCACGGAACGCCCCUAGCAACGAUUCUAGGGUCACUACCGUAGUGUUUGCCAUCACCUGGACUUUUCUCAUCAGCCAGACGUUUGCAGGAGCCCAAGUGCUACUUCUGCUGACGGGCCACAACGCCUGUGGGGACCCCUGCCAUCUGUUUAAUCAGGUGUGUGACCUAGUUUUCGUCCUGGUCUCGGCAACAAACUUCCUGCUCUACUACGCCUUCGGCCAGCGUUUCCGCCGUAUCAUUCGUGGAUACUUCUGCAAGUCCCACGUCACGAGCACGCGAAGGUAUACAUUCAGCAGUGCCUCCAACGAGAUGAGGCUCUUGGGUCGGAACACGACGUUCACGAGGAGCGAGAGAAGAUUCUCGGACCAGAGUCAGUCGCAGGUGAUGGAGACGAGACUGUUGAGCAAGUCCGAUGCCUGACGGGUGGAACAAGGGAACUGUUGUUGUUUUGUUGAAAGAGAACAAAAUAACGCACACUAAAGAUACUAAUCCACGGCACUAGGAGCAUUCUAUGUUCAAAUCCUAGCCCGAUGGGGAGAAACGAUUCUGGUCCUGGAUUGCCUCGACGUAGACAACCUACAAGGAUGAACAUUCUGUCAUAUCUAAGACAGACGUGAAGACUGCUUCUCAGCUAAUCCUGUCGAUGAAAAAGCGGAUGAAAAACGUCUUUUCAAGCUCAAAUGUAAAACAUUUACUUUUAAAUGAGACGAUAUUGUUCACGCAGAACUUAACCACAUCUGUUAUAGGUGCCCUGUGUUAUCUGACUCACAUAGCACACAGAGGGCUCUCAGCAAGGCAAACAUUUCAAUGUUCUGAUCAAACGUCUGACUCGAACCGAAAAGAAUUGUAUUAGAAAAAAAAA